CGGAGCUCUACCGAAGUUUAUUUUGAAGACAUAUUAACUGCUGCAUUUUCAGCCCUGGAAGAUAUUGAGCUUUUCGCUGGAAACAUGCGCUACAUAUUAUCUGCACAACUAUUCAUAUGCAUUUUUUCGUGGGGAUCAUUUGUCAGUAGUGAGCGCACAUUACAACAUGUGACGGACUACGACGUUGUCAGACCUCGGAAAUUGAGCAGUAGAAUGAAAAGGAGCAUUUCUUCGGAACAGGCAUAUCCUGAGGAGCUUCAAUAUGCAUUGACUAUAGAAGGAAAAAACUACACAGUGCAUCUAGAGAAAAACAGCCUUCUCAUAGGGAAGCAUUAUACAGAGACACACUAUUUGGAAAAUGGAACUGAAGUGACUACCUCACCAAACUAUAAGGACCACUGCUAUUAUCAUGGUCAUAUUCAAGACAUUGAGGAUUCAUCUGCUAGCAUUGGAAUGUGCUCUGGAAUAAGGGGAUUUAUGCGGGCUGAGCAGCAGGUGUACCUGAUCGAGCCCCUUGAGGACUCUGUGGAAGGAGACCAUGCGGUGUACAGACAAGAACACCUGAGAAGGCAGAGGGCCACCUGUGGGAACAGCAAUGACACCUUCUAUGAAGAUGAGCCCAGGGUCUCUGGAGUGUAUAAGCCCAACAGUGCGGUAAGCAAAUCCAAUCCUGGCAGAGAGAAAAGAUUUGUUGAGAUGUAUUUAGUUGUUGACAAUGCAGAGUACAAAACAUAUGGAAGAAGUAUGGAGAAGGUAAAAGCCAGAAUGCUGGAAAUCGCAAAUCAUGUUGAUAAGCUGUAUCGACCUCUGAACAUCCGUGUCAUGCUGGUGGGGCUGGAGGUUUGGUCUAACAAAGACAAGAUUGAUGUCAGUGUUAGUGCUGAUGACACCUUGACUAGAUUUCUCCAGUGGCGCCAGGAAAACCUCGUCAAAAAGGCAAAACAUGACAACGCACAGUUUGUCACUGGCAUUGACUUUUUAGGUGACACCGUUGGCUUGGCACAAACAUCAGCUAUGUGUACUGACAGCUCCGGAGCAGUGAAUCAGGACCACAAUUCAAAUGCCAUUGGCGUCGCAUCCACUAUCGCUCAUGAGAUGGGACACAACUUGGGAAUGUCUCACGAUCACUCAGGUUGUUCCUGUGAAACAUCAGUGUCUAACAAGAACUGUGUCAUGUCAAGCACUGUUGGGACAAUCUAUCCGGAGACAUUCAGCAGUUGUAGUCAGGAGCACCUGGGAUUGUUUUUGGAGAACAGCAACCCCAGCUGCUUGCUUGACAGCCCCCCAACAGAUAAGGUCUAUGGGGGUCCUGUCUGUGGCAACGCCUUCCUGGAGCCGGGAGAGGAGUGUGACUGUGGAACUCAGAGAGAAUGCAAGAACCCCUGCUGUAAUGCCACCACGUGUCGCCUGAAAGAGGGAGCCAAGUGCGCAGAGGGGGGGUGUUGUAAAGACUGCCAGCUCAUGCAAGCAGGAAGUCCCUGCAGAGAAACAGCCAAUGAAUGUGACCUUGCAGAGUACUGCACAGGGCAAUCGGCGCAGUGCCCGAAGGAUGUGUUCAAGAUGAACGGUCUGCCCUGCAACUUUGAUCAGGGAUAUUGCUAUAAUGGCCAAUGUCCCUCAUACGCGCAGCACUGCAAAAGACUGUGGGGAUCAGGUGCACGAGUUGCAGAUGAUUUCUGCUUUGAUUUCAACAGACGAGGUACUGAGGACGCUUACUGCAAAAAGACAAAAAAUGGUUACCAGCCCUGCACACAAGAGAAUGUAAAAUGUGGAAAGAUGUUCUGCAGAGGAGGGAAUGACUUUCCCAUUACUCGGAAAAAGGCCUUCUAUCGUCAGGGAAUGUGCAACAUAGCUAUGGACAGCUCUGAAACCGAGGACGUUGGUAUGGUUCCAACAGGGACCAAAUGUGGACAUCAGAAGGUAUGCUAUGAUAAUGUUUGCCAAGACAUUGAUGUGUAUGGUGGAAGUGACUGUUCAGCCAAAUGCAACAAUCAUGGGGUCUGUAAUCAUGAGAGACAAUGCCACUGCGACCCAGGUUGGGCUCCACCCUACUGUAAUGUGAAACAAGAAGCCAGGCCAGGUAAUAAUAAUAACGUGGCAAUCGGUGUGUCAGUAACGAUCGUCAUUCUUCUUGUGCUCACCCUUGUUGUUGGGGGGCUGAUGUGCUGCAGAAAGAAUAGAAAAGCACUCUACACCAGCGAAAGGGAAGUCAGCCAGGCCUCGGGUCUGUCCAACCCCCUGUUCCAGGAGGGCAGUGCGAAGGGAAGCCCUCGCUGCAGACCACCCGGAGUCAGUCCGCCCAACCUUCUGCAAUCAUCUGCAAAUCAUGACUGCGCCCCCCUGAACGUCACAGUUGUCCCCAGUCGCCCGCCCCCGCAGCCACCUAAGAAAAUGGAACCUCAAUCAAGCACUGCAUGGAGGCCAAAAGUUCCACCCCCCGCCCCCCCUAUUGGAUCAGUGCAUUCACAGGAGGCAAUGCCAUUACCUCCAACAAAGCCUUUGCCACCCCUACAUGUCAAACAAGUGAACAAAUCAAAUCCAUCUCCACCAGUACCCCCUGUGAAGCCAACAGGACCAAACGCUUAUGAAAAACAUCAUCAGGCAGGAACAGUGGGACCACAGAUUCCAUUGAAACCGCCUACCAAGCCAAGAUGAAGAUAAGCAGGAGGAUUGGUGGUGAUUCGUUUCAACAUUGGAGGUGGUCUGACUACCAAAGCCACGGCUUACUUUGGAAAGUUGCUUUUCUGUUGAUGUAAGAGCAGUGCUUUCACCGCUGUGCAUGGCUUUGUGGAACAAAAAAUGAGGAAAAAAAGGUCACAAAGGGUUGGUACUAUUGAUUGUUGGGGAGUCGUAGAUAUGAUUACUCACAUUUAUUUCAUUAACUUUCCGUUUCAGUUGACUGAGGAAAAGCUAUUUUCAGUCAUGUAAUGCUGUAGGUGUUUUUUGCUUUAUACUUUCUGUGUCUGCUCUAAGAUCACAUGACUGGGAAGAGGUGAUUCAGUUUAACAGUUUAUGAUAUUGAGAUAUUUCAAUGAACAAUG
Megalops cyprinoides (Indo-Pacific tarpon) is the source of this 3041-nucleotide messenger RNA. Its product is annotated as disintegrin and metalloproteinase domain-containing protein 8-like. Gene Ontology annotation, biological process: regulation of cell-cell adhesion; positive regulation of membrane protein ectodomain proteolysis; proteolysis. The transcript is spliced from 25 exons. The coding region runs from base 85 to 2655 and encodes 856 amino acids. The record is from RefSeq and is a predicted model, not a curated record. NCBI's taxonomy places the organism in Eukaryota, Metazoa, Chordata, Actinopteri, Elopiformes, Megalopidae. Gene Ontology annotation, molecular function: cell adhesion molecule binding; metalloendopeptidase activity.